AUGGCCACGGGCACCGGCCGACCGUGGUGGGCGCCGCCGACGCCGCCAUCCGCGGCGGCUCCCUCCGCCCCGCGGUUCCCCUCCCCGCCGUCGUCGUUCACGGCCGACCCGCCGGCGGAGUUCCUCUGCCCGAUCUCCGGCACGCUGAUGGCGGACCCAGUCGUCGCGCCGCCGGGCCAGACCUUCGAGCGCGCCUGCAUCCAGGCCUGCGCCGCGCUCGCCUUCUCCCCGCCCGCCGUCGCCGCCGACCUCUCCGAGUCCCACUCCUCCUCCUCCUCCCCGCUCGUGCUCGUCCCCAACGUCGCGCUCCGCACCGCCAUCCUCAACUGGUGCGACCGCCUCGCGCUCCCGCACCCGGAGCCGCUGUCGCCGGACACCGCCCAUGACAUCGUGCGCCGCCUCAUGCCGCCGCCGCAGCGGCAGGAGCAGCAGCAGCGCCCGCAGACGCAGGUCGCCUCGUCGGUUCGGGUGAGGAGACCCAGCGUCGUCGACGGCGGCUCCGCGCAGGUGCAGGUGCAGGAGCCGAGCUCCAGGCAGAGGGGUGACGCUCUGGAGGAGGAGAUCAUGGCCGCGCUCGGGACGGAGGGCGCCACCCCCGCGGAGCAGGCGUCGGCGAUGGCCUUGCUGCGGCAGGCGACGCGGGAGAACCAGGAGGUGAGGCGGCAGCUCUGCACGCCGCGCCUCCUCGCCGCGCUGCGCCCCAUGCUGCUGUCGCCCGACGCCGACGUCCAGGUCAACGCGGCGGCGGCAGUGGUCAACCUGUCGCUGGAGCCCGAGAACAAGGUGCGGAUCGUGCGGUCCGGGGCGGUGUCGCCGCUCGUGGACGUGCUCCGCGGCGGACACCCGGAGGCGCGCGACCACGCCGCGGGCGCCAUGUACAGCCUCGCCGUGGAGGACGAGAACCGCGCCGCCAUCGGCGUGCUCGGCGCCAUCCCGCCGCUGCUGGAGCUGUUCGCGGGCGCCGCCGGCGCCGCCGGCCACCGCGCGCGGCGAGAGGCCGGGAUGGCGCUCUACCACGUAUCCCUCUCCGGGAUGAACCGGUCCAAGAUCGCGCGCGCACCUAGCGCAGUGCGGACGCUGCUGGCUGCGGCGGAGGCGCGGGACCGCUCGAGCGAGGGCGACGCCGCCGCGCUCCGGAGGCUGGCCGUCAUGGUCCUGGCCAACCUCGCGGGCUGCCCCGACGGGCGCGCCGCGCUGAUGGACGGCGGCGCCGUGGCCGCGGUCGUCAGGCUGAUGCGCAACGGCUCCGUGGCUCCCGGGAGCGCCGAGCAGGAGUAUUGCAUAUCGAUGCUGUACGGAAUGAGCCGGGGCAGCAUGAGGUUCCGCGGGCUCGCGCGCGCCGCGGGGGUCGAGGCCGCGCUGCAGCCGGUGGCCGAGGGCGACGGCGGCGUGGGGCGAGACCUGGCGCGGCGCACGCUGCGGGCUAUGCGCGGCGAGGACGACGAGGGACCUGUCACGGCCACCGGACUACUCGGACGGCAGUGGGACGACGGCAGCGUCGUGUCGGAGGGGCUUGUCUCCAUCCGGCGACCACCGCACCGGAGCAAUUACGCCGGGCCGUCCGGGUCAAACACAACCCAGUUCUGA
Messenger RNA from Miscanthus lutarioriparius, 1587 nucleotides. The record is from the annotation of a GenBank genome assembly. Lineage: Eukaryota; Viridiplantae; Streptophyta; Magnoliopsida; Poales; Poaceae.